Anastrepha ludens (Mexican fruit fly) is the source of this 1390-nucleotide messenger RNA. Its product is annotated as dehydrogenase/reductase SDR family member 7. The record is from RefSeq and is a predicted model, not a curated record. Gene Ontology annotation, molecular function: oxidoreductase activity. Lineage: Eukaryota; Metazoa; Arthropoda; Insecta; Diptera; Tephritidae. Bases 146 to 1054 code for a protein of 302 amino acids. The transcript has 2 exons.
UUCUGUAUUCGCUUCUAUCGCCAAUCUUCAUUCCUCAUCAAGGUCUUGACUGUUUUGUAAUAGUUUGCAGAGAACAUUGAUGAAUACAUUAACGUUCUCUGUAAUUUGUUCUUCGGGAAAUAAGACUAAAGUAUAGGAAAGAGCGAUGACAUUUCUAGAGUUAUUAUUUUUGCUUUUAGUUGGCUACUACUUCAUUUAUGUAAUUUUUUGGCUGAUUCUGGAUUGUAAUCUGGGACUAUGGUACACUUCAUAUUUCGGUUUAUCCGUUUCGUCGAUGCGUGGACAAGUUGUGUGGGUGACGGGAGCUUCAAGCGGUAUUGGAAGAGCUCUGUCGCUUGUGUUUGCUAAAUAUGGAGUGCGACUAGUAAUUUCUGCUAGACGGGAAAACUUGCUCGAGUCAUUGAAAAAAGAUUGCCUGGAGCGAUCGAAUGGUUUGUUGUCUGAGCGCGAUGUUUUAAUAUUGCCGAUGGAUAUGUUAAUGGUGUCUGUUCAUGAAGAUUGCUUUGAGAGCGUUCUAAAGCACUUCGGGCGUUUGGAUGUGUUGGUUAAUAACGCUGGACGUUCCCAGCGCGCAAGCUGGGAAGAGAUAGCGGUUCAAGUUGACCGGGACCUUUUUGAGUUAGAUGUUUUUUCGGUUAUUAAUCUUUCACGAAUCGUGGUUCGUUACUUUUUAAAACAGGCUGGUGGACAUGGACAUAUUGUAGUAACAUCAAGCAUUGCUGGAUUUUGUGCCGUCCCAUUUUCGGCGACAUAUUGUGCUGCAAAGUCCGCCAUAAAUGCAUAUUUAAAUACUCUGCGAAUGGAGCACCGUAACAUUGAUGUCACCACAUUCUGUCCGGGCCCAGUUGCUACGGAUUUCCUUCAGGAAGCCUUUACUUCAGAACCAGAAAAAAAAUACGGGCGGAGCACAGCUAACCAAAAACGGAUGUCUGCAGAACGGUGCGGAGCUCUAUUUGCCGCAUCGAUUGCGAAUAAAUUGGACUUGGCUUGGUGUGGUUUGUUUCCGUUAAUGGGCAAUAGCACAAUGAACAAAAUACGUGAAGGAAAGCUGUGAAUUUAAUCACAAUGAAUACUGAUAUACAUACAUAUGUAUAUACGUAACGUAACGUAAUGUUAAAUGGUUGUAAUAAACAUGAUGCAGCAAUAAUAAAGUGCAGGGAUUAAAAUAACCUCACAUUUGGAGGUAUUGCAUUUAAGUAAAUUAAAGAAGCAUUUGCAUAUUUCGUACUACAUUUUUUGACCCCUGUAUUUGCAAACUUAAAUUUUUAAAGAAAAAUUCGAAUAACGAUUUAUCAUAAGUUAACUUGUUUUAUAUAAAAUAUUUGCCAUAUCUUAAUAAAAACGAUUGAAAUUUUGUUUAUAAAAACUGUAUUAAAUAAAAUAAUAAAAA